CAUCAAAAAGUAAAGUAAAAAUUCAUUUUAUUUAAUUUCUUCUUCCAUUUCAUUCUUCAAACACACACACACACAUCAAAAUGGGAGUUCUUUCCAAUAAGAUUGAUCGGAAGCAAUUGAAAGCAGGCGAUCACAUUUACUCUUGGAGGAAGGCUUACCUCUAUGCACAUCACGGAAUAUAUGUUGGUGAGGGAACGGUAAUCCACUUCACAGCUGUAAGAGGAACACAAACCGGAACGCCAACUAUUGUUGACAAUCUUUUCGCAAGUUCAGCUCCUUCCUUUGACACCGACAUUCCAUGCCCAAGAUGCAGUGACUGCAACCAAACAAUGACGGAUGGUGUCAUCUCAUCUUGCUUAGAUUGUUUUCUUUCUGGAGGAGAACUACAUCUCUUUGAGUAUGGUGUAUCUAAAAUUCAUUUUCUAGCACAAGCUAGAGGAGGUACCUGCACUCUCGCAUCUUCGGAUCCAACUCAAGAAGUUGUUACUCGCGCCUUGAAUCUUCUUGAAAAUGGAUUUGGUGACUACCAUUUCUUCGAGAAUAACUGUGAGGAUUUUGCGGUUUAUUGCAAAACAGAACUGGUUGUAAGGAUAAACAGCAUUGUAGGUGGUGGCGGAAGUGGACAGGUUGCAUCUUACUUGGCUGCUGUCAACUGCAUAGGUUCUUUGCCGCUUGGAUUUGUGAAGACGAGUUUUUACGGUAGGGUAUUGGUUCAUUGUGGAAUGUACUGCAUUAGAAGAUUGGUUUCUGAUAUUGGAUUUCGCAGUGGGGUAACUAAAGUUCCUGUUGAAAAAAUACAUGAGAUGGCUAGGUGGGAAAACUAGUGUGGUUUCAUCAAAACCACUCUUGUAAAAGGUCUUUGUUAAGUUUCAUGUAUGUUGUUCUUAACAAGCACGUCAUUGUUAGAAUAUUGUUUCUUUGUAGUUAGUUAUAUGUUUUUAAUGUUAUCUUUGUUCGAUUAUUGAA
Molecule: messenger RNA, 966 nt
Organism: Lathyrus oleraceus (garden pea)
Lineage: Eukaryota; Viridiplantae; Streptophyta; Magnoliopsida; Fabales; Fabaceae
Product: protein LEAD-SENSITIVE 1
Exons: 2
Coding region: 81-824 (247 amino acids)
Source: RefSeq, a predicted model, not a curated record